CCUUGCCCCGCUAGGGAUGCCGUCGCGCCGCUCAGGGGAAACCGCUGAUCUCGAAAAUCCGUCUGCUUGACAACGAAACGAUGUACCGUGGCACCCAGGCAGGCCUUGACCCGCUUGAAAUGCUCAUACAUUCUCCUCGUUUAUUCGCCCGUUCGCAAAUGAUCGGUUCAUUGUGUGUGCAUAAGGCAUCCAGUGGGAAUGUUGACGUCGACAUGGAUGCACGCGACGCUACUGGUGCGCGCGGUCGGUGCGGUGUCGAGGGCAGCGCGGUAUGAGUCCGAGCAAGUGAAGACCGAAUGUCUAGAAGGAGUGUCUGACAAAGUAUAUGUACA
This is a messenger RNA of Fomitopsis serialis, 332 nucleotides long. RefSeq lists its product as uncharacterized. Bases 81 to 275 code for a protein of 64 amino acids. The record is from RefSeq and is a predicted model, not a curated record. NCBI's taxonomy places the organism in Eukaryota, Fungi, Basidiomycota, Agaricomycetes, Polyporales, Fomitopsidaceae. The transcript has a single exon.